AUGUUAGAAUUCCUGUUUUUCAUACUCAUAACAUCCGAUUUACAUCCAACAUCAGCUUUAUUUGUAGUGAAAGCAAACAAGAUGAAACAUAUAGCAAGGUACGGGGACAUAGUUCAACUUGUCUGCAACUUCCCAGUGAAUGAUAAUUUUAACAUGGAUCAACUUAAGGCCUCUUGGGAAUACAUCAACUCAACUUCAAGCCUUCGGGUGGAAAUAUUGAGACUUAACAAUGGGAAGAUAGAAUUGUUAGACCACAAAAGCGCUCACAAUAGGAGAAUAACUAUGUUGAUGGAUGAACUGAGGAAUGGACAGGCUGUUUUGGAGAUCACACAUGUGAAACUCUCUGAUGCAGGAACUUAUCGCUGUGUUUUACAGCUAGGAGGAUCUGACUAUGAUGUAACUACCCUUGAUGUGCAAGCUUCAUAUGAAAACAUAAGCAGAUAUACAGAGAUAUUAUCCAGUGAUGGCAAUGAAAUGUCUUUGACUUGCCAGUCUCUAGGUUUCCCAGAGGCAGAAGUGAAUUGGCAGACAAAAUAUGUCAAUAUGUGUUCUCCAGCAGUUACUUCUCGUAUACUGACUUCAGAUGGAUUAUAUAACACAUCAAGUACCAUCAAAUGCAAGGAACAGUCAUCACAAAAUAUAAAGUGUGUGUUUUGGAACAAAGCACUAAAUGAAACGACUGAGGCCAUUUUUAAUUUUCAAGAACAUGAAAGCCAUUCAACUAUACAAACUAUUACUACAAUUGUGAUCAUAUGCGGAGCUAUUUUUCUUACUUUUGUCCUGCUAGUCAUUUAUUGGAAAAGAAAUGAAGUCUUUCAAAUGUUUCAGAAAAAAAGGGGAUCAGGUGACUUAUUAGCAGACCGACUCAGCACUUAUCUCAUUACCAAUGAAGAUAUGAAAAAUACUCAAAUAUUUAUUUAA
This is a messenger RNA of Pelobates fuscus (common spadefoot toad), 921 nucleotides long. Its product is annotated as programmed cell death 1 ligand 2-like. The record is from RefSeq and is a predicted model, not a curated record. Lineage: Eukaryota; Metazoa; Chordata; Amphibia; Anura; Pelobatidae. Bases 1 to 921 code for a protein of 306 amino acids. The transcript has a single exon. Gene Ontology annotation, biological process: cellular response to lipopolysaccharide; negative regulation of T cell proliferation; T cell costimulation. Gene Ontology annotation, cellular component: external side of plasma membrane.